Xyrauchen texanus (razorback sucker) is the source of this 906-nucleotide messenger RNA. It is a transcript of the gene dcxr, whose product is annotated as dicarbonyl/L-xylulose reductase. NCBI's taxonomy places the organism in Eukaryota, Metazoa, Chordata, Actinopteri, Cypriniformes, Catostomidae. Bases 1 to 906 code for a protein of 301 amino acids. Gene Ontology annotation, molecular function: L-xylulose reductase (NADPH) activity; carbonyl reductase (NADPH) activity. Gene Ontology annotation, biological process: glucose metabolic process; xylulose metabolic process. The transcript has 9 exons. The record is from RefSeq and is a predicted model, not a curated record.
AUGAAUAAAUGGGAAAAAGACUUAGCCUUCUCACCCAACACCGACCUCUGGAAGGAAAUCUACACCCUGGUUGAAUAUGAUGAUUUGCCAGAUCUUUUGACUUUUCCUCAAUGGCUUCUUGGGAUUGGAUGGUCCACCACACUGGCUCUGGCACGUUGUGGGGCAGAGGUCACGGCUGUCACACACACUAAAGCUGACCUGGAUAGCCUAGUGCAGGAGUGUCCCUCCAUUAAGCCGGUAUGCGUGGACCUGUCGGACUGGGAUGCAACAGAGCGGGUGCUGGGAGAUGUUGGUCCAGUGGAUCUGCUGGUGAACAAUGCAGCCUUUGCUAAACUUCAGCCAUUUUUGGAGGUCACGCCAGAUCAGUUUGACAUGUCUUUUAUUGUCAAUGUGAAAGAUACACUUCAUGUUGCUCAAGUAAGAAAAAACAAAAUGAUGGCCAGAGGAAGUGGGGGAUCCAUUGUGAACAUCUCUAGCCAGGCUCAACAGUCUGCUCUUAAAGACCAUGCUCUCCAUUUUCUGAGCUGCUCUCUUGAGAGCAUGAAUGUGAUCAUUGUACCAUGUGAAGGUGCCACAAAAGGAACUAUGGACAUGCUGACUAAAGUGAUGGCGCUGGAUUUGGGGCCAUAUCAGAUAAGAUUAAACUUAAAAGUGUAUCCAACCAUGGUGAUGACAGACAUGGGUAAGAUUGGAUGCAGUGACCCAGAAAAGGCCAAAAGCAUAACAUCACGUAUCCCUCUGGGGAAAUUUGCAGAAGUGGAUGAUGUGGUCAGCGCCAUCCUCUUCCUCCUCCGCUAUAAGAGUGCCAUGACCAAUGGGGUGAUGCUGCCAGUAGAUGGGGGGUUUUCUGGCCUGCUAAAACUGAUCAUGGUGUUUCAUCAUGUUGUUUGGAGAUCAUCCCUCUAA